Molecule: messenger RNA, 358 nt
Organism: Papaver somniferum (opium poppy)
Lineage: Eukaryota; Viridiplantae; Streptophyta; Magnoliopsida; Ranunculales; Papaveraceae
Product: gibberellin-regulated protein 12-like
Exons: 4
Coding region: 36-332 (98 amino acids)
Source: RefSeq, a predicted model, not a curated record
ACCCAAAACCAACUCAAAGAAGAACGAAAUGCAACAUGGCUCGUUUCUCAUCUCCACUCAUUUCUUAUGUCUUUGUGUUCACUGCAUUUUUCUUCUUUGUCCAACUCUCCUUCGGAGAGAAUGGUGGAGAAGGUUCGCUCAGGCCUCAAGAGUGUGCAAGCGCAUGCCAACAAAGGUGUUCUGCGACAUCACACAAGAAGCCAUGCCUGCUCUACUGUAACAAGUGCUGCAACAAAUGCUUAUGUGUUCCAUCUGGCACAUAUGGUCAUAAAGAAGAAUGCCCUUGCUACAACAACUUGAAAACACAGGAAGGCAAACCCAAGUGUCCUUGAUUAUAUUAUUAUUCCCGAAAGUAAAA